AUGACCACUUUAUCCAAUCUAGAAACAUACACUGUUUCGCUCCCUAAAGAUCUUCCACAAACGUUUCAAGAUGCUUUGAACGUGGCCCGUGCAUUGGAAAUCCCCUACAUAUGGAUUGACUCCUUAUGUAUUGUUCAGGAUUCUCCAGAGGACUGGAAGCACGAAGCCUCGCUGAUGGCUCAGGUAUAUGCCAACGCCCAUGUGACCAUUUUUGCCGAUGCCGCACCAGACAGUACAUCCGGCUUCCUGUCGCCACCAUCCCGAAAGGCCCCUCAAAGGUUCGUUGUGCAAUGCAAAAAUGACCAGUCCAGCUCGAGUGGCGUACAUAUCCGAGAGCGUGGGUUCUUAGCCCAGCAACUUCCGUUUCAUUCAUGGAGUAGAAGAAGUGGCUUAGGUCAAAGCAAGCUAUCAACGAGAGGUUGGGUUUUCCAGGAACGCUUACUGUCACCGCGAACCCUCCACUUUUCGCAGAAUGAAAUGGCUUGGGAAUGCAGAUCUGUGUGUGAGUGCGAAUGCUCAGCGACAUCUCUGAGGACUCUCCGCACUACCAGCGUGAUGAAGCAUUUUCUUCAUCCUCAAGAUCCCGAUGUUUCUUCGGCUGAGGCGAAUUGGAGAUCCGAAAUCGUCCCGGCAUACACUGAGCUGGACCUUACCUUUGCGAGUGAUCGACUCCCCGCAAUUCAAGGCCUGGCUAACGCUGCUCAAAGGCUCAGAAGUAAUGAUGAGUAUGUUUCUGGUCUUUGGCGCCAAACAAUGAAGGCAGACCUUUUGUGGCAUAAAAAUGCAGGCGAUGGUAAUAGUCACAGAAUUAAGGAUGGGGGUGCUCCAACUUGGUCGUGGGCAUCCGUCACCGGACCAAUUUACUAUUCAGACAGAAUCACACCCAGUGACUCGAAUUUGCAGAUUCUGGACAUCAUAGCCAGCGAGGAGAAACCUCCGAUGCUGGUUAUCCGUGGCCAUCUCGUCAAUGUGAAACUAGAUGAUCCUUAUAGCGACACAGUGUCUCUGGGCCCCGAUGACAACCUAAGAGUGGAAUGGGAUUGUGGCGGGGGUAAAACCAAGUCAAACAAAGUAUCCCGAUAUUUCUUGGUAUUUGAGGCAGAUGAUGGAGGGCCAUUUGGCCUGUUACUCAAUCUCAACCGAAACGAUCCAACGGAGCAGCAAUUUCGAAGAGUCGGAUAUGUCCACGGGCAUAGCAUCUCAAAGUGGCGUCGCUCGUGGGGUAGUGGUGGUUGGGCGUUUAGUCCGAGCGAGGCGUCUGACACCUCAGGUGGAAUUUGGGAGGAUGCCGGUAAGGAGGGGGCCAGAGAGUGGGUUGAUGAGAUAUUCAAGGGCGAACCUGUAACCUUCAGAUUGAUCUAG
This is a messenger RNA of Fusarium musae, 1362 nucleotides long. RefSeq lists its product as uncharacterized. The record is from RefSeq and is a predicted model, not a curated record. Bases 1 to 1362 code for a protein of 453 amino acids. The transcript has a single exon. Lineage: Eukaryota; Fungi; Ascomycota; Sordariomycetes; Hypocreales; Nectriaceae.